Messenger RNA from Xenopus laevis (African clawed frog), 3453 nucleotides. RefSeq names its product solute carrier family 6 member 16 S homeolog (gene slc6a16.S). Lineage: Eukaryota; Metazoa; Chordata; Amphibia; Anura; Pipidae. Gene Ontology annotation, cellular component: plasma membrane; membrane. Gene Ontology annotation, biological process: sodium ion transmembrane transport; amino acid transport. The transcript has 12 exons. The record is from RefSeq and is a predicted model, not a curated record. The coding region runs from base 403 to 2445 and encodes 680 amino acids.
UGGCAGUAGAACUGGUCCUUGUGCAAUUCUUUCCCCUAGGGAAUUAGUCUCUAAUUGGAGUAGCGACAAAACCUUUUCAGUUUUGCGCUAAUCUGGCGCUGAGACUUAUACACGCGCAUUUAUUGCAGACGCAGCAGGAGUCAGGGUGUAACGUCUCAGGUUAAACAGGGGACACACAAUAGAGUUGCCCAGUGUGGAAGAUUGGCCGCAGCUUGGGGAGAAGAGAGGAAAACAGACGCACGUUCCGGGGGCGUGGCCAGAAGGAGGACUGACAGGAGCUGUCCACGUGGCGACUAUACACAUCUGCCUGGAGUUGGGGGAGGCUGCAGAUUGAUGACUUUGCUGCUGAUUAAUUCCACUUCAUAUUAAAUAGCUUGUAUCACUCCAUUACUUGAACAUCCAAUGGAAAAGUCCCUAAAUGAUCUAGAAGGCAGGACCACAGGGGAGUCCCAGCUUGGUCUGCUACCUGCUGAGUCAACAGCCCGGCCCACAUGGGGCAGUAAAGUGCAAUAUAUUCUCGCUCAGGUCGGCUUCUCUGUUGGUCUUGGGAACGUAUGGCGAUUUCCUUACCUGUGUCACCAGAAUGGAGGAGGGUCCUUUCUCUUACUGUACUUCUUGCUGCUCCUCAUCAUCGGCAUCCCCCUCUUCUUCCUGGAACUGGCGGCAGGGCAGAGUAUUCGCCAAGGCAGCAUUGGAGUAUGGAAGCACAUCAGCCCACGCCUUGCUGGGAUUGGCUUUGCUAGUUGUGUGGUGUGCAGCUUUGUAGCCCUGUACUACAAUGUUAUCAUUGGCUGGAGCCUUUUCUACCUGUUCAAUUCUUUCUACUACCCUUUGCCCUGGGAGAACUGCCCAACGUUACUCAACCAGACUCAGGAAGUAGUGGAAUGUGCCAAAAGUACACCCACCACUUACUUCUGGUACCGCUCAGCCCUGAAUGUCACCAACACUAUAGAAGCUUCCGAGAUGAACUGGCCAAUGACGGGAUGUCUGGCCCUCGCCUGGUUCCUUGUCUGUGGAGGAAUGAUUAAAGGGAUUAAGUCAUCAGGAAAGGUGAUGUAUUUCAGCUCUGUGUUCCCUUAUGUGGUGCUGUUUUGUUUCCUGAUCCGUGGUCUUUUGCUGGAAGGGGCUGCAGAUGGAAUCCGUAUUAUGUUUACUCCAAAGCUAGAGAUCUGGGGGAACAUACAGGUUUGGAGACAAGCUGCAACCCAGGUGUUCUUUGCCCUGGGCCUUGGAUUUGGGAGUGUGAUCGCCUACUCCAGCUACAAUGACCGCCACAACAACUGCCACUUUGAUGCAAUUUUAGUGUCAUUCAUUAACUUCAUGACCUCAAUUUUGGCCACGCUGGUGGUAUUUGCCGUCCUCGGAUUUCGGGCCAAUGUCCUUACGGAGCAAUGUGUUGAAACAAACAUGGAGAAGAUUCUUGAUCUGUUAAGAAAUGGAAGCCUUCAUGAAGACGUAGUGCCAAUGAGAAACCUGACUAACCCUGAGUACAGCCAGUGGUAUAAAAGUGCAAGUGAAAUUAUGAACUUGCAGCAGUAUGGCAUCUCAGACUGCAAAGUGGAAGAUGUAAUGAACGAGGGUGUAGAAGGCACUGGUUUGGCUUUUAUUGCUUUCACUGAAGCCAUGACACACUUACCUGCCUCCCCGUUUUGGUCAAUAUUAUUUUUUCUCAUGCUUCUCAACCUGGGACUUAGCACUAUGUUUGGAAACAUGCAGGGAAUCAUCACCCCUUUGCUUGACAACUUUCCCUGUUUGCGCAAGAAAAAGACAAUAUUCACAGUCUUCUGCUGCAUUACUGGCCUGCUGAUUGGACUGAUAUUUGUGCAACGAUCUGGAAGUUACUUCGUAUCCAUGUUUGAUGACUAUUCAGCCACCCUGCCCCUUAUUAUAGUAGUGAUUUUUGAGAACAUUGCCGUGGCUUGGGUGUAUGGUGCAGAAAGGUUCAUGGAGGACAUAAAGGGGAUGCUGGGCCAUCGCCCUUGGAGAAUAUACAAGUAUAUGUGGCAGUAUAUUAGCAUCCUGGGUAUGAUCGGACUCCUGCUUGCCAGUUUAAUCAAAAUGUGCAUCGAGUACCCCAAGUACCAGUCUUGGAAUCAACAGCAGGCAAAGGAAGAGAUGCUGCAAUAUCCAUCCUGGGCUCUUGGCAUGCUCACCAGCCUCAUCAUAGUGGCUGCCUUACCCAUUCCCAUAGUAUUCCUGAAGCAUACCAUACAAGACUGGAUACUGAAAGGCAAAAGCAAGACCUAUGAUGAUUGUGACUACACCCAGGGAAACACAGUGGAUGACAUGAUUGGGCCAAUGGAGGAGAGCCCUGCAGACCUGGGCCAUGUGGGAAAUGGCUACCUGCCAGUAGAAAUGGAAGACUUUGCAGAAAGGGGCAAACUUCUUACAACGGAAGGAAACUUGGAUGAUGCAGAAGAAGGCAGCGCAAAUGCAAAUUGCUAAGUCUAGAACAACUGAGCUCUGGGGGAACAAUCUGGACUGAUGUGGUUUUUCACAUGAUCAAAGAACCAUUCGUAGACCGGGCAAGACAAGGCUUCUCUAGAAAAAAUUCGUGAUUUUAAAAGAAGGCUUCAUGCCUCGCGUUCUAGUAAUGAGAAUCACUGUGCCCAUAUGGAGACAUCAGUAUUUUAACACCCUACCUCUUCAGCUCAUUCAAUUCAAAGAAAAAAGCCAGCGGCACUUUUUUCAGCGAGGGAACGGUACAAAUAAUUCCAGAACAGCCCGGUUUUCCCGAAAGAGACCUCAACUUAAAUGAUUCCAGAACACAGUCUGCACUUGGAAUACUCCAAUCUAGUACUGUUGCACCUCUGGCACUUUGAUUGGUGAGUCACAGAAUGGUGAAAGAAUCCAGUUCUGUUUGUUGCACCAUAGUCGAGGGUUCUACUAAAUUCUCGUCUCUACUGCUGGUUGUUUGAAAAAAACAAAAAAAGAAAAAGAAAGUCUUGUGCCCAACCAGUUAAAUCUCUUUUUUGUGCCAUAGAUAUAUUUUCUAUAAUACUAAAAGACAUUUAUGUUGGUGCUUCGUGGAAUUUUUUUUUUAAUGGACAUUGGAAUUACCAAUUGUCUUCCAUUUCCAUUUACUGUUGCUGGACUAAGAUCUGAGCUGAGUUCAAGAGAGAAAUAAGACUUAUACCCGAGGAGCCGGUCUCUCUGUCUCUUCACGUGUACCUGGAGUUCUAAUACUGUAAAUAUGAUGCGAUAUUUAUGGCUUGGCAUUCAAGAAUAAGAUUUUCUCAUUAGAUGUACAUUUUCGAGAAAAACCCUUUACAGGUAUUUUAUGAAUUUUUUUUUUAUGCUAUGCAUAAAUUUUAUACGAUGCCAUAGCAGUUGGACUUUUGAAAGGGACAUCAGGUACAUUUAGAUUCUCUUUGUUCUGCCAUAGAUAACUCGGCAAUGGGCAACAGAUUACUAAGGGGCAGAUUUAUCAAGGGUCGAGGUGAAUUUUCGAAU